This is a messenger RNA of Contarinia nasturtii (swede midge), 3092 nucleotides long. It is a transcript of the gene SCCRO3, whose product is annotated as DCN1-like protein 3. The coding region runs from base 1048 to 2034 and encodes 328 amino acids. The transcript has 4 exons. The record is from RefSeq and is a predicted model, not a curated record. Gene Ontology annotation, cellular component: ubiquitin ligase complex. Gene Ontology annotation, biological process: positive regulation of ubiquitin-protein transferase activity; protein neddylation. Lineage: Eukaryota; Metazoa; Arthropoda; Insecta; Diptera; Cecidomyiidae. Gene Ontology annotation, molecular function: ubiquitin-like protein binding; cullin family protein binding; ubiquitin conjugating enzyme binding.
UCUCAAUUCAUCGAAAUAAUUCAUUGUCACUGUCUGUACUUGUUCGGUGUGUGCGCGUGUGUUUGUAUGUGCAUUGACAGGCUUUGUAUAUGUAAAUGCGCUUGAACGGGUGCAAAAACUAGAGAGACGAUUAGAGUAGAAAUAUCAAAACAUUUUCAUUAAAUGGCAACGAAAUCGAAUGUUGUUGAUCGAAGGCAAAAGUGAGUACGAGCACUUGAAAAGUGAACGGAUAGAUUUAAUCGUAAUUUUGUGUGGUGUAUAAUUUCGGUUAUUUCAAUGAAAAACAAAAACACUAAAAUAAAUUGAAUUGCAAAAAAGUGAGGUAAAAAAAAUUGUGUUUGUUACAAACAAUUACGGAAAUAACCGUGUGUGUAUAGUCUUCGAUGGAACUGUGAGCACGCCAAAUACACAGAGUCAAGACAGAAACAAACAAAUAACCAAAACAGAAUAAAAAGAAGAAGAAGAAGACGACGACAACGGACAGCGAAGGAAUAUAUAAAAAGCACUACAGCAACAUCAAGUAAUAGCAAUAACAAUUGAGCUCAAUGUGAAACGUUCAAGUGCAAUACACAUAUGGUAGUGUGUGGUACAGCUGAAGAAAGACAAUUUGCCUAACCUUAGCAUAGUUAAAAAGCUUACGAAUGAAUAAGCAACAAAAUGCGUCACUUUACGACUUAGUUGAAAAUAGUUAUUUACAUUUUAACAAAGUGCCAAAAAAAACGCAAAUUUUAAUUCAAACGCACGUUCGUAAUUUAUGUUUUUCGAGAUUUUUUUUUAUUCGCGAUAUUUUAUUCGUACAACCUACAAACCAACACAUAGAUCAUUUAAAGAAAAAUAACAAAACCAGUGUGUUCCAAUCCAUUCAACAAAAAACAAUAACAAUAUGUUUUAAAUUGUUCUUUCGUAAAAAUUUGCGAUCAACUAGAGAAACAACAUCAAAACAAUCGUACAAAAGAGCGCAAACAAUUUAAUGGAAAUCGCUCGAUAGGAAUUCAUAGCACAAACUUAACUAAACACCAUUCCCAGAACAAAAUCAAUCCAAUCGCAAUGGGAAACCUGUUUUCAUGUUUUCAUUCCAAGAAGUCGAAACACUUCAACAACCGACAAAUUGACAAUUUUGAUACGAGCACCGAAUCGCGCUCACCAAUCGAUCCCGCUCUCUAUAUCGAACGUCAAAAAACUGACGAAAUACUAGCAGAGAGUUCAGUACCAGAAAUAAGAAAUCACGAACUACAUAUUGGAAAUAGUGGAGCAAUAGCCACCAGUUCAACGAGGAAAUCCACCAUUCUCUCAAAUGGAGCCAAUAACGUGCAUGAAGUGCACUCCGGUACAGCUGCAAAGGAUCCCAAUUAUCAAGUGUCAGAUAAUACAGUGAAUGCAUUGUUUGAGAAAUACAAAGAUGAACACGAAGAUGCAAUUCUUAUGGAAGGAAUUGAACGGCUGUGCGAAGAUCUAAAUUAUAAACCGGAUGAUUUUGCAAUAUUGGUGCUGGCAUGGCGUUUAGAUGCAUCGCAAAUGUGCCGUUUUACAAAGAGUGAAUUUAUUCAGGGAUUGCAUUCGCUGAAUGCGGAUACAGUUGAUGGUAUACGAAUGCGUUUGGAACAAACAAUUGAAAAAUUAAAAGUCAAUGCCGAAAUGUUCAAACAAUUGUAUCGAUUUACAUUUCGUUUUGGUCUGGAGCCGGACAAUCGUAUCGUUCUCUUAGACAUGGCAAUUAUAUUAUGGCGUCUUGUUUUCACCGUUCAUAAACCGGACAUUUUAGAUAGAUGGUUAGAUUAUUUAGAACUCCAUACAAAUAUACGGGGCAUACCAAAAGAUACAUGGAAUAUGUUUUUAAAUUUUGCUGAAACAUGUGAUAUAACUGCAUACGAUGACACCGAAGCCUGGCCUAGUUUGUUUGAUGAUUUUGUAGAGUAUGAAAAUGAUCGGCUCAAUCAAAAUUUGACUGUGAUGCCAGACACAAACAUCGAUGGCACCAAAAAAGAAACACAAAUAUCGGUUGACAUAAUGCCGUCAUCGCCACAAAAUUUAUAGUAUUUUAAACGAAUAAUAUGCAUUCUCAGCGUAUAGCGACAGCAAAUUUGUUAUUGACCAUUUUACAAUACACUCAAAACGGAGAGGCAGACAGAUAGAAAUAGAAAUAGAUACAUAAAAUUAAUAGCGAAUGGCGAAAAAUCAAUGAGCGAUUGAUAUCCCUCAUGAAAAAAGUAUUGUCCAAUUUUAGUCAUUUUUUUGUUUUUUUAAUUUCCAUUUACAUGGUACAGAGAAUUCAGUAUCAUCAAAUACUUAGAUAGUAGUUUAUUUAUUAUUAUUUUGUGGUUUUUUUUUUCUAACUAACAUUUCGUAUUCGAUGUGAAUUUAUCGUAUGUGUUUGGUCAACAACAAAAAUGGGAACGUUUCAAUCAAGCAUUGAUAUUUGCAGCAAAAUUUUAUUUAAAACUGAAUGCCCAAUUGUUUUGCAUAAGGGAUAAGCGUUGAAAAUGACGUAAGCCACAUCCAUUAUCGGAGAAUCGUUUGCAUUUUAGCUUAGAAAAUAGAACUGUAUCCUAGCAAAUGUGCAUAUUUAUUUAAACUCAUUGUUUUAAAUACGAAUAUUUGUGGCAAUUGACUGUUUGCUGCCGUAUUUAAUAAUGACAUUGAACGAUUAGUUUUUAUUUUGCCCUUUUAUUAUUAUUAUUUCACCAAUGUACAUAUUGAUAUUUGCAUUUAUGCAUCAAUAACGAUAAAGUCAAAACAAAAUCACAUUACAAUGUAAAAAUGGUUGGCAAAAAUUACUGUAAAGAUUUAAAAAUAGAAAUUAUUCGGUUUUCAUAGUGAGGUUUCGAUAAAUGUCAUAUUUGGAUGAGUUAAUUUUCUGAUUUAAAUAAAAUCGAUCAACAUUACAAUUACGAUUGUCCAUGUAUUGAGCCAAGAUUUAAGAAAAUUUUUAAAAAUGAUAUCUUAAGAUGUGAAAAGUGCCACACUAAACAAUAGAAAACCCACAGCAAUGACACGACAACAACAAUAACACAUAUUUUUAUUGUCAAAAUUUUGAUGUCAAAUGGUGUCGACAUUGGUGACGGUAUUUUGAAACAGACUGUGUAAUCCAUAUU